GAUUGCAACAACAAAACAAAAAAGCAGGGUUUAAUCGGUGUAUGCUUCUAUUUUGACUUUACGACGAUUAAGAUAAACAGAUUAAAGUGUUUACUUGACUAUUGCCGUACUCGGUCAACUGCCAUAAUCCGUUUAAUAUCGAAUUAUUAGUGCGCAUGUAAACGUACUCACUAGUGACACCUUCAUAUACAGACAAUGGCAGGGUCAUCACUAGUUGUCACAAAGUCAUAGUUAUGGCUAAACCCCGACUAUUUCUUCAAUUUAUCUUCUUAAAAUCAGAUGUUAAACCUAAACACCACUGCUAACCUUUAAUGUCUAACAAAUUAAGACCAAAAACAAAUUUUAGUUUUCAUGAAUUUUUAUGAUGUACACAAUUUUGACUUUGUGGCUGUGGUAACUAGUGACAACCCAAUGUCAGUGACAAGUUCCAUAGCACAGCUUUCAAUUACUGCCUCUUAUACAUUUACCACAUUGCAGAUAGAUGCGCCCCGUUUCCUAAAUAUCUAACGCAGCAUCGUGCAUAUGCGAAUCAUCUACCUGCUACAGGAAUAUGGCAUCGGGACCAGGUUUCAGUGAUGAAAAGAAUGAGACAUUGUGCGAGAGUGAAAGCACUGUCUAUGUACAUAACCCACACCUGGAUGGGAUGAAAGAUGACUUUCUCUACCACUUUAACCUGGGGACCUCCACACACAACCUGCCUGCCAUGUUUGGGGAUGUCAAAUUUGUGUGUGUUGGGGGCAGUCCCUGGAGAAUGAAGUCCUUCAUAGAGUACAUUGCUGGAGAGCUGAGUCUGGAGGACCCCAAGGCUGAGUACCCCAACAUCUGUGCAGGAACUGACCGCUAUGCCAUGUACAAGAUUGGCCCCGUGCUGUCCGUCAGCCAUGGCAUGGGUAUCCCCUCCAUCGCUAUCAUGUUACACGAGCUCAUCAAGCUCCUCUACCAUGCUCGCUGCACUGAUGUUACCAUCGUUCGCAUUGGGACCUCCGGUGGAUUAGGCCUCGAGCCUGGCACGGUUGUUGUCACCAAGCAGUCAGUAGACGCCACCUUCCUGCCCAGGCUGGAGCAGGUCAUCCUGGGGAAUACUGUGGUGCGCAGCACGGACCUGCACCAAGGUCUGGCUGAAGAGCUGCUCCAGUGUAGCAAGGACCUGGGUCAAUUUGAGACGGUCAUCGGAAACACUAUGUGUACAAUGGAUUUCUAUGAAGGACAAGCGCGUCUGGAUGGGGCCUUCUGCUCCUACACAGAGAAGGAGAAGCAGGACUACCUGACCAAGGCCUAUGAGUCUGGGGUUCGUAACAUCGAGAUGGAGUCUUCUGUGUUUGCUGCCAUGUGUCAACUCAGCGGUCUGAAAGCGGCCGUGGUGUGUGUGACGCUAUUGGACCGUCAGAAAGGUGACCAGCUGAACAGCUCUCAUGAAGUUCUCCACAGCUACCAACAACGUCCUCAGAUACUGGUCGGUCACCUGAUCAAGAAGAUGCUCCAAGCCUCAGCCUCUAGCAGAAGCUAGGCUCUUGCAUUUUAGCAUUCUGAUGUUAUGUGACUUAUGAAAGGCCUCUUGUACACAGAGUAUACAAAACAUGAAGAUCACUUUCCUAAUAUUGAGUUACCCCCCCCACAACUUUGCAGUUCUUGACAAACAACGGUGCUCCAGGCACCUACUACCA
Molecule: messenger RNA, 1664 nt
Organism: Salvelinus namaycush (lake trout)
Lineage: Eukaryota; Metazoa; Chordata; Actinopteri; Salmoniformes; Salmonidae
Product: uridine phosphorylase 1-like
Exons: 8
Coding region: 551-1507 (318 amino acids)
Biological process (GO): nucleotide catabolic process; uridine catabolic process
Cellular component (GO): cytosol; cytoplasm
Molecular function (GO): uridine phosphorylase activity
Source: RefSeq, a predicted model, not a curated record